Molecule: messenger RNA, 22940 nt
Organism: Bursaphelenchus okinawaensis
Lineage: Eukaryota; Metazoa; Nematoda; Chromadorea; Rhabditida; Aphelenchoididae
Source: the annotation of a GenBank genome assembly
AUGGCACUGAGUGUGUCGAUCUCAGACUUGAAGAACCGGAAACGUCUGCUAACACUAUCGACAGCCGGUCCAUUGAUUGCCGAUGUGAUAGCGGAUGUAUUGAGCAAACAUGGCGAUGGGAUUAAGGUUCGAAGCAUCAUCUCGAUUUAUGGACUUGUCAAUGACGUUCGACAUCAUCUAACGGGUGGAGAUCGGAUACCUGAGAAGUGUGACUCUCUGCAGAUAUUCAUGAAUUUUGAUCAGGUAUGAUUUUUUUGUUUUUAUUUUUGGUUUUUAGGAAAGAACUUAUGAUAUUAUUGAAUGACAGGGAAUUGGGUAAUGUUAUCCAUGAUGGUGUUGUUGAAUGUCGUAAUUAUCGAUUUUGACGAGGGAGAGAGGUGGUCAAAAAUAGUUUUGGUGUUUGCGAAGUUGUGUUGUUACUAAAAUUAAAGUAAUUUUUUUAAUUUUUGCAAGUUUAGGUAUCAAAUUUGGGAAAAUCUUAUAAAAUUUAUUUUUUUCGAAAUUUAACUCAAAUUUUCAUCAAGUUCGUAAAUUUUAGGAAAUUCAAGUCUUUGUCUUUGAUCAAGAUCAAAGCGCCUUGGCUUCCUUCGAAUACCCAGAGAACUACCCUCUGUCCAAGAUCCUCAUCUCAGUUUCACAGCGAUGUGGUUUAUCCGAAGAGCGUCUGAUUCACGUCGAUUUCAAGGACAAAGACUCAUUUGAAGUUUGCACGGCGUCAACCUCUAACCCAGAGAAUGGAACAUAUGCAUUAACAUACGAUAUAACGGACGUUGAUAUACCUCCAUAUUUUGAUGAGAUCACAGAACUACCCGAUUGUCUAGCUAAAUUAAGGUUAGAGGAUUGUAUUGAUGAAGAGGUUUGUAGAGGCAAGAGUUUUAUGUUGAAGAAGAUGCAAAAUGGAAAAGAAUUGGAUGCGAAUGAGAUCAGACAACUUGUGAUGUCAUUUCGACUGGUUUUAAGGCGGUUUUUUAGUCAGUAAGUUAAUUUUUUGACUAAAAAAUAAUUUUUAAAAUUUAAAAUUUUUAAAAAUUUUUUAAGUUUUUAAAGUACAUUUAAUAUUUCAGCCGACAUGCAGAACGAAAUGAACUAGAUAUAUUCAUAGAACAUCUAUUUGGCAAAUAUACACCUUUUGAUCGAGUAAGUUAAUAUAAUUUUAUUAUUUACAUAAAGAGGAAAAGCGCUUUUGGCCUGUUUUACCCAUAUCGAGACUAGACUGGGUUGGAUUAGGGAACAGAAAUUUUAUUGGGCUUGGAAUGAAAAAGGACGGGUUUGAACUAAUAGCUGGCUAAAUAUUUUAAAGUAAAUAGCUUUAAAAGGUUUGUUUUACAUUUUCGUAAGUAGAAUCUUUCGUUGCGGGACGCUGGUCUCCUGGGUUAGGCCCGGCUCUUGGGUCCACAUAAUCCGGCCCGUUGACCGGGCUUAUCUUGUCUGAUCUCAUUUUUUUGGCCUGGGGCUUGGCUUUGUGGUUUGAUCUUUUUUGAUUUUACCCGACUUUAGUUUAGAUGACGGUUUUUUGGAAUUUUCAAUUAAGUGUUACAUCCGCUAUUUAAAACCUUAUUUUAUAAUAAAACCUACAUUCUAGAAAAGCUUCCUGACCGAACUGAACGAUGUUCGUCAUUUUACACAAAAACGAGAUCAACGUUUGAUGGCCCUAAAGCAAAUGAUAUUCAAAGGGCAAAAAGAAUCGAGCCUAUCUUGUCGAAAAACUACAGUACACUUCAUCAACUCAUGUAAUGUGCUACGAGCAGAAGCCGAACUUGUCUUGCCGCCCGGUGAAUUGAAAUGUGUUGGAGAUGUGGUAUGGUCGGCGGCUCAACAAGUGGCACCAUUUCGAGUCGAUGAAAUCAGAUAUAUCGAUGUGAUACGUAAAGGAUUGUCUCAAAAAUGUGAUAUUAUGGAUGAAUUUGAACAAAAUGCACUGUAUCAGAUUACGAUUGCUUUGUGGAAGGUGAGAAUUUUGGGUUUUUGAAUGGAAUGGAGAGGGAGGAGCGUCACUAUAGAUUUUUUGUCGGGGGCGUAAACUAAAUGGUUUUAGAUACAAGUAGCUCCUCCUUUUUUUCUCUUACAAUUUUUCAACUUUGUUUUCUUGCAAGAAUGACAAAAAACGGGUCUUGCAAAGUUAUGCCAAAAAUGGCGCGAAAUUUCAAUUUUUUGCCGAAAUUUUGAUUAUUUUUAAAAAAAUAAGGUUAUGAAAUGAAAAUUUUUGAUUAUUUUUAGUUUUUUUUAUAAAAGGUGAAGUCAAUAUUUAAAAAUUUUCAGUUCAAUGUGUACAUUUUCAAUGAAAAACUGGAUCAGCUACACCAAUUUACAUUCCCUGUGGACACACAAAUCAGCCAACUUUUAGCCUACAUUAAGGAACAAUACGGGUAUGCUGGACAGUACAUAUUGAAGGUUGUCACUUGUUUUGGCGAUGUGUACGAAUUGUCAGCGAAGCACAUAGUUAAAGGACCGAAUUCUGUUGUGGUUAUGGUUCAUACUGGAAAGGUAGGGCAAUAUUGAGGUGUACUUUGGUCUACCUUACUCCUAGCUUUACCCCUAUCUGCCUACUUAUCACCUUCUAUUACUAUUAUUUAAAAAAAGUUUUAAAACUCGUAUUUUAGGACCUAAUUUCGGCCGGAUACAAAAGAAACCUUCCAGAAAUUGCAAAGAAAAUCACGUUGGAAGAAGUCCUAGAGACAGCUCCACCAAACGUUCAAGAUGCUCAGAGGAUUCUUUACCGACUAAAAAGAGAUCAGAAUAUACCACUAGACGAGAAAGAUAGCAAGAACUUGUGUACUGCCAUUGCCAGCGCGCUACAUAGGAUCAUACCAAACAGGUGUCCAAGACUAUGUGAGACGAGACUAUUUGUGGCAAAUCUCUUUAGAGGCUUGACUAUUCCGAAGGUAAGGUUUUGGGUGGUUUUUGGUAAUGUUAAGGGGGUUGGCCUAAGAUUUUUAAAUUCAAGCUUAGAACUAAAAAAUUUUUAAAUUUUUUAGGCUUAAAAAUAAAAACUUAAGCCCAUAGUUGGAACCUCAAGCCUAGAAAAAAAACUUUAGGUUUAAGAUUUCAAGUAAGGCUUAAAAAUAAAAAUUUCAGUCAAGUAAUGAAAACCUAGGCUUAAAAUUAAAUGGUAACUGAAGUUUAAGUCUAAAAACCAAAAUUUAAGUCUAAAAAUGAAAAUAUAUACUUAAAAUUUAAUUUUUUAGAAAAGCUUGUACACUGUAAUCACAAAACGAGGUGACAACUUGACCAACAUUCAAUACGCUUCUCUAUGUGUACAUAAAUUGGCCUACAAACCAUUUGAGAAAUUGGCCAAGAAAAUUGUGAUGAAUGACUUACGAAAAUUAUCAUCAUUGGCUUCGAAUGGCGAACUGGAUGGAUAUGAUGAACAUCAUGAAGCUGAUGUGUCUGAUGUAAGUUGAAAUAUAGGUUUUGAAAGCUUUGGGUUAUUUUUGGGACUCGGGGCGGGUCAAAAUGGAGUAUAAAUUUGAUUUUUAGGUAACAUUUUUGAUUUUUUAAAACAAAUUUUUAAAAAAAUUUUGUUAUUGGUUGUUUUGGGUACGUUUUGUACCUUAUUUUUGUCUUUUAUAGUCAAAAUGAAAUAUAAAAAAAAGAAUUUAAUUUUUUUUUAAAUUUUAAAAUUAAUUUUUUCUUUAAAUGUCAGGAAAACCCCGAAAACUUUGAGCUGAGUCAAGUAUCCCCACAAAAAGCCAGAGAAGAAGCCCAAGCAGCAUCGUGCCACGUCUUCAACACGGACUUUAAAAUGCUACGCAAACUCUUCUACGAUAUGAAUCAAGAUGGGGUGGAACUACUGGAAAAAGUCUCCAAAAUCCUCAAAAUGGACUCGAACAACUGUGUCGCCAUGUUCAAAUUCAAAAUGGAAUCUUUUCACGCAAUCGAACCAGACGAGCCAUUAGUUGAUGGAGCUCCAAUCUUUAUGGAAUUCUACGAAGGAACCGACUUUCUCAACAAAAAAAGCUGUGUAAUGACCAAACUACCAAAGCAUUUGGCUAAUUUAACGGUGGAGAAGUUGCUGAAAGACGAGGAGAACGACAUGGCAAAAGAAAAUGAUGAUAAACAAGUUGAUAACGAAGAAAAAGAUGAAAUAAAUGCAGAAAAAAGAAGAAGAAAUGAAGAAAUUUUGAAAAAAUUAGAAAAAGUUGAAGAGUUAACAGAGGAGGAAAUGAAGUUUGUCUGCAAAAAAGUGGCACAACCAUUGAUGAAGUACAUACCAAAAAGGAUGGCACACGACAAAGAGAUCAUGAUCUACCUGAAUCAAGUUUUUGGCGAAAUACCCAAGGUUUUGGAGGUAAGAAUAGGAAAUUUUGAGGAAGUUUAGGGCUAUUAUGGGCUGAUUUAAAAAAAUAAAACCAAGAAAAAUGGUUUUUAUUGGAGUUUAAGAGUAUUGACAGGCUUUUAAGAUGUUGAUUUUUCCAGAUUUUUGUUUAAGACAGAAAAUAGGAAAUACACGAAAUAUGUAUUGAAAAAGCUUAAAAUUUACAUUUUUUGAUCAAAAAUUACUGGAAAACAUGAGAAAAUAAGGUAAAAAUGGAAUUUUUUGUUGGGAAAAUUAUAAAUUUAAGGUUUUUAAAGGAGAUUAUUUUUAUAAUCAAAGCUUGCAUACGCUAGGACUUUGAGUAUCGUAGGGCUUACAUUAGGGUAGGGUAAGAUAAAUCAAGGUAAUUUAGAGUAGGGUAGGGGAGGCUAAAGCAGGGUAAUUAUGUACAGUGGAACCUCUAUAUAACGAAUCGCUAGGGGAAUGAAAAAUUGUUCGUUAUGCAGAGGUUUCGUUAUAUAGAGUUUCCUUAUACGGAGGUUCCACUGUACUUGUUUCAAGGCUCAAAUUCAAUUUUCUGAUUCUCAAUUUGUUAGUAAAACUACAAACCUUUUUUUUUGAAUAAAUUUAGGUGGUUACACUGUAAAGACAGCGUUUUUUUUUAAAAAAAAAGGUAAAUGGUUUUACGAUCAGCUUCGCUCAACACUUUGAAUCUUUUGUUGCAGGAGUAGGGGCGUCAAUAGGGGGGGGUGGGGUGAAGGGGGUGGAUCCACUUCCCGGAAAAAAAAUCCGUAGCCCCUGUGCAAUAGUCAAUGCGAGGUUUGUGGGACCUUUUCCUUAGUCUCGGCCUGAUUCAAAUUUCUUUUUGGCCUUGUUCUGGGUUUCUGCCGGGCUGUGAGCUCGCUUCAGGUCUAUGGCACAUUAAAGGACCAGUUCGCCCAUUCAAAUAUCAUUGGCAUUCUAUCGCAAAAAUUCGACGUUCAUUUAUUUUGCGAAAAACCUGAGAAGGUCGGUUCCAAAUUAGAAAAUUCAUUUCGACACCGACCCACUCACGUUUUUUGAGAAAAAUGAUUUUGAUUGAAAUUGCCUGGUUUUCGACGCUUUUUGCGACAGAAUGCCAAUGAUAUUUGAAUGGGCGAACUGGUCCUUUAAAGGAGACAAAGCAAGGCCGAAAAAGCUAUACGAACGUUGCGAUGAAAUUCGAUUUUAUAGCCAAAAAAAUCGCGCUUAAAAUUCGAUCUUUUGGUUUAUUGUGUAUAAUUUGGCCGCGACGAUUUUAAAAUGCUAAAAACAGAGAAAUAAAGAGGGAGGUUUCAGGGUUUCUUUUUCCAGUUUUUGAUUUUUCAGCUAAUUGUAUGGAUUCAAGGCUAGUUUUUUUGACUUUUUGAAAUUGAUUAGUUUUAAAGAGAUACCUGAGCUCGAAUGUUUCUUUUUGAUACUUUUAGAAAUGGUGUUUGAUUUGAUAUGAUGUUGCAAUGUUUUUACUGAUAAUAUGGAAACAUAAGAAUUCCUAGCUUAAAAAUGGCGCAAAAAUUAUGAUUUUUGGCUAACAAUCUUUUUUCUUUGGUUUUUUUUUAUCAAUUUUAACUUUAAAAAUGACUUUUUUAGGUUUUUAAAGCUUAUCUUAAAUUCCAAGUUUCUGGUUAUUUAAAAUUAUUAAUUUUGACUUAAGUUUACUAAAUUUUUAAUUUCAGAACGCCCACUUGCUUUCACAAUUCGCAGCCGAAAUCGGGGAAAACUUCAAAGAACACAAGCUGAAACGUGCCUACUAUUGUCAUCGUGUGCUGAAGCACGGUAUGACAUCGGUGAAGGAGAAGGCGGUGUUCGAAAUGGCAUGGGAAGAUCGAAAGAAGAAGUUGGCCAUUCAGGCAGAACGAGGUGAAGAAGAUCCAAUUCAAGAAGAUGAUGGUAGCCUUGAAGAAUAUGCUGAAGCCGGUGAAUUUAAAGAGGAUUUUGAAGGCUUAUGUCGGCCUUCAACCUCUGGAACUGGUAGUAAUGUUGAGGGAGAUGAUACUGAAAGGAAUGACGCUGAUUUGGAUGCAGAAGAUGAUGAAGAUGGACUUGAUUUUUGUGGUACCAGAAAGAGUGGUGCUUAUGAUAUUAGGAGAAAGGGCGCUAGUGGUACUAGGAAGAAUGGUGCUAAUGAUACCGGAGAAGACAGUGAGGAAAAUAUCAAGCAAACAAGCCGAAAAGUCACCUCAAAGUCGGUCAGAAACUUGAUAGAAGCUUUUGAAGGAAUGUCAUCAGAUUCUGAAUCCAGAAAAGGCGUCAAAAGAGUAGCUUCAGGAGCACAAAAUCAAGCACAUCUAGCCAACUUGAAUGCCAGAACGAUGAGUAGCACACCAAAGAGAAGACGAUCAGAUCGACCAAAUCAUCUCAAACGACCAGCCAGCAGCAAUAACGCUAAAACUACAAUAUCAGCGAGAAAAGAGAACAAAGAGAAUGAAGUAGUGUUAAACAAGGUCAAUGUACUGAUCUACAAUGAAGAUCUACAGCAAGAAGGUGUGCUAGAAAUUGAAGAGGAUGUGAACCUAGAAAUUGUACUUGAUAUGGUGCUGAAACACUUUGAAGGCAGGAAAAAGGAGCAUAUAUUAAGUGUAAAGCAAGUUAUCAAUGGAGAACUGAUGGAGAUUAAAAUGAAUUGUGAUUAUGUCAAGGAGGAAGUGCUGUUUGUUCAGCUUUUUCAAGGAAAUGUAGGUCUUUAUAUUGUUGUUGAGGUAGGCAAAAAGAUUUGUGUUGAGGAGUUUUAGAAAUGUCAAUUUAAGACUUGUACUACGGGUUUAAAAAAGUCUUGACGCUUUCUCACAAGGCUUUCUAAGGGGAAACGGCGACAAUACUUGUUUAGCGGUUUAUUGUGCUAAUAAUGUGACAUUUCUCACCUUACUCAAGGAAAGUACAUCCUGCUCUACUCAGAAUGAGCUCAAAAUUUUUAUUCAACUUCUUCAUAUCACUAAUAAUACACAUAAAAAAUUUAAGUUUUUGCUUUUGAAUUUUAAAAUUUAAAUAUUUUUUGGUUGUGUCUCAAGCCUUUUUUUGACUUUCUAGACAAGCUACGCUUGUAAUUUUAAAAAUGUAUGUUUAUUUGACUGUUUUCUACUAUAGUAUAUCAAAGGAAAAUUAUUGAAAGUCAAAAAAUGACAAAGUUAUAAGCUGGAAACACAAUGCAAUUCAAAACGUAAUUUUUUUGACAUUGAGUUUCUCGAGAUUCACUAGAAAGUGCAUUUAGUACUCUUUUGAAGGUCUUAUAUUUACAUAAUCUUGCUAUAUAAAAAGUUUUAAGUCAGUCAGAGCCGGAUAGGUCGGGUACCUUUCUUGUAAGACAGCUCUUAUCAAACUGUACCAUAGUCCUGCACUAUCUUUUUCUUAAUCUAUAAUUUUAAAGGACCAGUUCGCCCAUUCAAAUAUCAUUGGCAUUCUGUCGCAAAAAGCGUCGAAAAUCAGGCAAUUUCAAUCAAAAUCAUUUUUCUCAAAAAACGUGAGUGGGUCGGUGUCGAAAUGAAUUUUCCAAUUUGGGACCGACCUGCUCAGGUUUUUUGCGAAAAAAUGAACGUCGAAUUUUUGCUACAGAUUGCCAAUGAUAUUUGAAUGGGCGAACUGGUCCUUUAAAAUAGCCGGGCUAUCCAUGAUAUAGCUUCAGCUUUAACCCUAAUUCUAGCAGUUCUUAAAUGGUACCCAAUAAAAUCAAAGAACAUCAACGGGGAUUAAAAUAAAAAAUUUUUAAAAAUUAAAAAAUUUUUUUUUGGGCCCGUGCCCAAUUUUCAAGCUCGGCCCGCGGGCCGGGCCAAGACGGCCCGUUUCUCACCCCUAAAUGUUUAUGAGUUCGGUGCUUCAAUAUCAGGGCCCGAUUUUCUAACUUUUUUUCCCUUCCAGUACCCUCUCUCUGGCGCCGCCGAGCUAGGCAACGUACCGGACUGUAUCAAACACAUGUCAAUCCAGGACUUUUACCCAUCGUUCGGCAAAGAAGCGGAUGAUAUACACAAAAAUUUGCUUGAAGCGAAAGCACUAACUGCAAAUCAGAUUGCCAAUAUUGUGAUUGUGGUUGGAAGAUUGUUGAACAAGUUGAUUUUGACUCGACAGUCGACUAUGUUUGAACGUGGUAUUGUGUUGGUUCACAUGUUGAGGGACUUUUCUGUUAAGGUUGCCGUAAGUUUUUUUGUUUCUUUAAGGUUUAUAUUAGUCGUACUUAAACUUUAACAUAUGUGAUUCUGAUUCUGUUCAUUUUUAUUUUCUAAAUUUCACUUUUUCAGAAUCAAUUCGAGAACAAAGUCAUUCACGGUAACUUCAAGGCCUUCUACAAAAUGACUCCACUCGAAUUCAUGUGUCAAAUCUACGAAGGCAGCGAACGAGAAAAGAAUGCCACUGUUUUGGAUUGGCACAAGGCAUUCAAAAACGGAAAAUGCAUAGAUGUGGAUACCGUAGAAGAAGAUAUUAUAGAUUCAAAUGAAUUCGACGAAACUGGAGCCUUGAUGAUUGAUGAAGACCCACAAGAAGAUUCGGGUGAUUGGGGCGGUUUUGAUGACUAUAUGGAUAGUGGUAAUGCACCUCUGCUUGAUAUUGGCAUUGGAGGGCAGGGUAGAGGUGGCAGUGGAGAUCAGGAUGGAGGCGAAGGUCAAGGAGAAGAUGAAGAUGAACAUAAUGUAGCCUCAAGUAGUAGGCAAGGGAAGAAACAAGGAAGUAUAGGUCAAAGAAUGUCAUCAGAUUUGUCUUAUAUGGUACCAUCUACCUCAGCAGCUACAGUACCAUCAUUAUUAUCUGAUAAACAGCCUAGUAGAACAACAAAUGCACCAUCGCCAUCAGCUACAUUACCUACAGACGCAGCAGCAGCGUGGGAUAAUCUGGGAGAUCUAGCGAAAGGCUUCACUGAUGAUAACUCAAGAAGUCCUCAGCAAGAUCGACCUUCAGAAGCUAAUGUUGAAGCCGCAGCUCAUCCACCGCUUGAAGUUUUGUCACAAAUGUUCAGCGCUCUGCCUGAUGGGCCUAUCGUAAGUUUUUUAAGAAAUUUUUAUUUAAAAAAAAUUUUUAAAGUUUAAAGUUUAGGCUAGAGUGUGUUUUGGCAUUAAACUGAGGCUUAGUUGAAAAAAAGUGAAAUUUAGGUUGAAUUGUAGGCUAAAGCGUUUUUUUUGGUCUAGGCAUGGUUAUAAAGAUCUACGAACAGCUUUGGGUUUAAAAACCCUUUCUUUUGACUGUUAGAGGGAUAGGUUUAUAAAUUUAGGUAAAAACUUUUUUUAAAUUUGUAGUUUAAUUAAUAAAAAAAUUAUUUGAAAUUUUAAAGUUUAGGUAACAAAUAUAUUUAAAAAAUUUGAAGUAUGAGUGAUGAAAACAAAAAAUGGAAUUUUAGGUAACAAAAUCAGAAUCUUAUGCCAAAUUUCGAUACUAAAGUGCAAAGUUUAAAUAAAAAAUUAAAAAGAAAUUUUAAUUUAAAAUUUUAGUUUUAGCGUCUCAGGCUACGGUUUUUAGUUUGAGAUGACAUAAACUAAAAGAAGAUAAAAAACGCCGUAUUUUACAUUAUUUUACCUUUUUCAGAGCCAACCUUCAAAUGCAGAAGUUCUCUGCAUCUUCCUCUUAGUCGACCACAAAGGCAAAGUCUUGCAAAUUGAGCGACGUCAAGAAAGCAUGACCGUUGUUCAACAAUUCAAUGACAUUUGUAACCGCCUCAAACUAAACUCACAGGGCCUAAUUCGAAUCGACCGACUCGAAGGCAAAAGCCAUUAUCGAGUACGAACAAACUCUGAAUGCAUGUGGUCAACCAUUGUAGCUACGAUUCAUACGGACUCUUUCGUCAAGAACUGGAUCACCGAAUGUCCACCAAGUUUGGCAUCAAUAUCUGUCGAUGAUUUCCUGAAGAAAUUGAAUGAUAAAACGAGGCAAAGAUUCAGAAACAUAUUCGAAACGAAUCAAGAGAUCAGAGUCGGUGAUUCAAGCUUGAUCUUGAAGUACUUCUUGGAGCUUGUGUUGCCUGUGUUUCUAUAGUAAGUUUAUCUUUUGAAGGCUCUUUGGGUUUAGGUAACAAAAUUUGAAAAUGAAUUAUUUUAGGUAACAAGUUUAGGAAAAAAGUAUAAUUUUUGGUAACAAAGUAGAAUUUUUUUAUUUAGGUAAAAAAAAGUACAAAGAGUUGAAAUUUUUAGCAAAAAUUAAAUUUAGGGGUCAAAUUUCGAAAAAAACGUAUAAUUUUAGGUAAAAAGGUUCGAAAAAAUAAUUUUAAACCAAAAAAUCAAAAAAUUUUUAGGUAAAAAAAUUUGACAAUAAGCUAGUUUAGAUAAUAUUUAGUUAAAAAAUGUAGAAAGAAUAAUACUUUUGGGUAACAAACUUUAAAAAAAAGUAUAAUUUUAGGUAACAAAGUCAAAAUUUUAAUUUUAGGUAACAAAAUCGAAAAAUUUUAAAUUUUAGUAUAAAGUUUAAUUUCAAUUUUUAAUUUUAUGAAAAAAAAAUUUUUAGGUAACAAAAUUAAAUUUUGAAUGAAAAGUUGAAUUUAGGUAAUAAAACCAACAGUUUUGAGCUUUAACUAACAAAAACAGAAAAAAUAUCAAUUUUUAAUAUUAAGUAAAAAAAAAAAAAUUUUAUUUUUAGCCAAACUCCAAACCCUAAGGUCCUACUCGACAUUUUUCGACGUUUCUUCCGCAACUACCCCUACUUUGACUGCGAACAGUACAUUGACUUUGUGAAGAUCAAGAACAGUUCAUGGAAGAACGAGACCCGAAAAAUCAGCAGGGUAGUUGAACUUCAAAGUGUGGCAGUAUUGAAGAAGACAUUGAAGGACAAAACACUUUUGGCAAAGUGGGGCAUUGAAUGUGGCAGUGGUUUGAAGAGAGCGGGUGGCAGAGAGGCUCAUGAUCAAGUUCAAGGUGUUCAACAUGAGGCUGGGUUUAAAGGUCAAGCUGGGGGUGUACAGGAUCGUCAAGAUCAAGCUGGUGGUCAUGGUCAAGCUAGUGGUCUUCAAGGUCAAGUUGGUCAUCAAGGUCAAGUUGGUCAACAAGGUCAAGCUGGUGGAUUACAGGGUCGUCAAGCUCAAGUUGGUGAACAAGGUCAGCAACGUCAGUUUGAUCAAGCUGGUCAACACUUUCAAGCUUCUGGUCAACAAGCUCAAGCUGAUGUCCAAGGUCAAGCUGAUGGUCGACAAGGCCAAGGGCUUCAGAAUAUGGUUUCACAGAUACCAGCUACAGGCGUUGAAUACCGCUUAAGAGACUACCUUCAUAAUCCACCGUACUAUCCUGGGAAUCAACAGAUUCAGAAUCCGAAUAUUCAGUUUUUACAGUAUCAAAAUGCACAGAAUCAACAGAAUCCGAAUCUUCAGUACCGUCAAUUCCUUCAAAUGAAGAAUCCACAGUAUCAGCUUCAGCGUCUGAAUCCACAGCAUCAGCCUCAACUUCAGAAUCUACAGCAUCAGCAGCCUCAAAUUCAGAAUCCGUGUCUUCAGCGUCAGCCUCAACUUUCGACUUCAAACGCUCAGACUAUAGUAGGGCCAGGUCACUUAAGAGCGGAAAAUUGUGCUCGAUUCAUGCCCAAACAUCUCAACAUGAAUCGCCUCAUUAUCUUUGACGAAACCAUGCGUUUCGUACGAUCUGUGAACUUCCCACCACCCUAUUUGGUCGAAAACACUAAGGAUUUCAUCGCUCACGCCACAGCACUACGAAGGAACGUCAUCAUGUAUAUGAGACACGUGCGCGAUCAGAAUACCAACACCUGUACGGUAUUCGCACAGAUUUAUUUGGGAACGGUAUGUGAGGGUUGGGUGGAGUUUUGAUUUUUUUUGGGAGGGGGUGGGCAAUAAUUGUAUUUUAAUGUAUUAGGUGCCGACAUAAAGAACCCGCCAUACUUUUCCUGUAAUUUUUAGAAAAAAUGGCGGGUUUUUUAUGUCGCCACCUAAUAGUUAAAAUAUGGCUUAUCAAUCGUUACAAAUUGUAAUUUUUACAGAAACGAACUUGUGCCCCCACCGAAGAACCGGAACCCCCACCGCACUUUGGUCAAAUCCCUCUGCGUACCCUUAUCGCUGUGGCCGGGAUCACGAACUACAAUGGUCUCAAUCAACAUUCACUACAACAAAUGGCCAAAUGGAUAGCCGCUUUCAUCUUUGACUAUUACAGGUGUCGGGAUCCAACCACCGGCGAAAUUAACAGGGCAUUGCACCGGAUGUUCGCUCCUGAGUUGAUUGUAAGUUUUUUUUCAAAUUUUGAAGUUUUUUAAAUUUAAAAAUUUUUGACGAUUUGUAAUUUUUUUUUGAAUUUUGUCGAAAUUUUUUUUAUUUUGUGCGAUUUUCAAAAAUUUUUUUAAAUUUAAAAAUUUGUUUAAUUUUUAAAUUUUACGGAUUUAAAUAUUUUUUUGAAUUUUGAAAUUUUUCGAAAUUUUUUAGAAUUUUUUUUGAAAUUUAAAUUUUUUUAGCACGCCUUAAUGAAACCGGGCCCAACCUCAGCACCCACUGACAUUGCUUCUGGGAUCUUGCCGAAAGCGUUACGUACUCGACAAAAGGAGUUGAGAUCGUUUUUCGAAAAGAACGUGGCGUUACUGCGGAACGCUCAAGCGAAAUUUGAUGAACAGUUCGUGGCUAAUAUGGGUAGGUAUCUCAACUUUGUAUCAAAAGCAGUUUUAAAAAAUGAAAAAAAUUUUUUGUUAUAUUUUUUUAGUUUAGGUACUUAAAUAUUGUCCGAAAAGGCGCGAGUUUGUGGUGGGCGGGGUAUUUUUGUUAGAGUGGGGGAGAGGAUAAAAAAAAUUUUUUUUUAGUUUUUUGUUUAGACAUUUAAAAGUUGACAGGGAGCAAAAAAUUAGUGCCGGGCGGCGUAUAUUUUGAUCGGGAAAGGGGAGGGGGGGGUCAAAAAAUUUUUUUAUUAAAUUUUUUUUUAAAUGAAUAAACGUUUUAUGUGGUAUAUUUAAAUGUGAGUCAAUUAAAAUUUUUUAACAAAAUUGAAAAAUGCUGUAAUUUCAGGUCACUCAGCUCCACCCGCAUUUAAUCUACAAGCUUAUCGACCUUAUCGUGGCCCAAUGCCAAAUGUUGUUCAAGGUCAAGGAGCUUACCAGGUUCGGCCACAAGUUGUGCCCGGUCAAAUGCUACCAAGUGGAAUGGGGUUUGCUCAGCCUGGGCAGGUUCAACAAGGUGGACAAGGUGGUCAAAUGGGUCAAGUUGGAGUUGCUGGAGGCGUACAAGGUCAGGUUAGUCAAGGCAAAGCAUUUGGUGGUCAAGACGGAGCUUUUGGUGGGCAUCUUGGUCAAGCUGGAGCUCACGGUGGCGUUGGACACAUUGGUCAAAUUGGAGCUCAUGGUGCCCGAGUUAGUCAAGGUGGAGCGCAUGGUGCCCAAGUUAGCCAAGCUGGAGCUCAUUGUAGUCAAUUUGGUCAAGCUGAAGUUCAUGGUGGUCAAGUUGGUCAAUCUGGUCCUUAUGGUGGUCGAUUUGGCUCAGAUGGAGCUCAUGGUGGUAUACAAGGUCCAGAGAUGCCAGACCAAACUUCAAGACGACCUAGUGUAGUAUCAAUACAUUCAGAAAGCUCAACUCCAUCCCCAAGCCUAACCACUCCAAUGGCAUUACUACAGCAAAUGAGUGGUAUAGGCUUGUCUUGUCGUACUGGUACACCACAGGAUGACUUAGUACAGUCUAGUGUUCUUGGACCUUCUACGUCAACUGCUUUUGGAGCUGCCACAUCGUCAGCUUUUGGAGCUUCUACAUCACUAGCUUCUGGAGAACCUGAGGUUAUAAUUGAAGAUUCAGUACCAUCAACGUCGAAGUCCGCGGAUUCUGUAGCAGCUGGAAGAGCUAUAAUCACAGCUGGAACACCACUGAACUUUGAUUUUAAUAGCCGAGUUGAAGGAGAAGUUGUUGCUCAAGAUGAUGAUGAUGGUGAGCUUCAAAUUGUUGAACAAGAUGAUGUACAACAAUUUGAACAAGGUCAAGGUGAUGAAGGUGGAGAAGGUAAUGAAGCAAUGGCUUUUGAAGGUCAUAGGAGUGAAGGAGGGGCUUCAGGAGCUUACCAUGAUAAAAGAAAGAAUUCAAAAACCCAGACUGCUCAAGAACCGUCGGACUUAAUUAUGAACGACGAGCUCAGAGCGCUUCAGAAUAUGUACUGUACGGAAACGUUAAUACCAAGUUCUGUGGCUACAGAAGGGGCCUCAAAUUCACCGCCAAUGGCUACAUCACCAUCUGUUUCAAUGUCAAGAGCUUCAACAGCACCUUCAGCUACAGUAACAACAAGUAGCGCACAGUCAACUUCACCAUUACUUCAGAAUCUACUGACCAUGCCAAGAAAGGUGGUUUUAAGAAAGCCAACAAACUCAACUUCGCCUAUAUCUACUAAAUUGGCUUAUACUUCUUUGAUUUCACCUAUAGAUAGACCUUCAACUUUGGCUACGCGGACUACGGCUUCUCCGUUGACUUCGACUUCAGAUGCUUCACCAUUGAGUUCAGAAGGUUAUAAUAUGACUGCACCAUUGUUUUCGGCUGCUUAUACCAAGCUUACAUCGUCAUUAGCUACCCAUAACAAGGCUACAUCAUCACCCACAACUUCACAUCCAAAACCAACAACAUCAUCACCAUCAGCAAACGCUUCAACCCCAGAUUCGACAGAAAAAGUCUUUGCCAAGUCUCAAGCAAUGCCAGAAUUCUACAUCAUUGUCGAUCUGGCACUGAAAUUCUACGGUAUGUACACGAUGAAAAAGGACGAGAAUCAACCAAACUUUUGCAAAGACGUUGUACUAUCACAUAUAAAGACCAGAUUCACGGAACAUCGGAAAGAGGCAGAGGAAGUGAUUGAUGAACCAAUCUAUUUGGGCUCGUUCAUGGUGGUCAAGGAGAUGAAUAACAAACCGAAAAUAUUCGCUGUUCUUGUGGAUAUGUUUGGGGUAGGUUUUGUGGCUUUUUUCAUAGUUAAAAAAAACUCGGGGUUUGUUACCUAAAAUCGAUUUUUUGUUACCUAAAAUUGAUUUUUUUGGUUUUUGUUACCUAAAUUUGAUUUUUUUAGAUUUUCUUAGUAAAAUUGGUUGUUUCAAGGUUUUGAUGUUUUUGAUAGAUAAAAUUUGUUUAACUAAUUUAAUUUUUAUUUUUAACGUUUUUUAUUGUUCAGGUAUCAAAAGGAGAUGAUUAUUACUAUCGUCGAUUCUUGAACAAGUACCUCAAAAAUAUGGCCAAGGAGUGUGUUCAUGCUUAUAAACUGUUUCACGUAGGUUUUUACUUAUUUGUUUUUGAGUUUUGAUUAGGCUUGAAAAGGAUGGGGCCGGACCUAAUUUUGUGGCUCACGGGUUAGGUUUCGGUUUGGGGUACGGUUCCAGGACCCACAUGUUUUGGGGUUAUGUCAAAAUUGCUUUGGCCUGAGGCCUGGACGCACUAGUAGAUUGUUUUGAACGAUUUUUCUUAGAUCAACAACUUGGAUUGAUCAGUUUUGCUGUGAUUAAAACGUUCAUUAGCUUAUUUAUCUUACAAGGGAAGUGUCUCACCUCGUUCCGGAGGUAUGAAUCGAGACUAGGCUCAUUGGAAAGCCUAUUUGAAUACGAAUUCAACAAAGAAAAAUUUAGCUGCCGAAUAAGCCCCUGAGGCAAGUUAUGACGAUUUAAAAAUUUGCAGUGCUUUUUUCUUUUUGCGUUUGAGAUCGAGAAAGAAAACAAGGGGAACCGAUGAUUCGGUGGUUCAGUGGUUGGGUGUUGGGUUUAGGGGUGAAAGGAUAAGGGUUCGAUCUCUGCCAACUCGUUUUGCUUUAACAGCUUCUAAAAAAAAAUUUUUUGUUUUUUGUACUAUAUAGCAUUGAAUAGAGUAGUUUUAAUCAGUUAAAUACAAAAAUUAAGCAAUUUGACAAAUUAUUGAACUUUAAAAUUUUUUGGAAAUUUUUCGAAUUUAUUGGGUAGACGCAUCAACAUGGUUAGCAUUAAUGGCGAUUGGUUUGAAAUAUUCGAGACUGAUGACAUUCGUUUCUUCCCUGAUUAUCAGUUGCCUCACAAUGACGCCGAAGCUGUUGAAUUUUCUGAAGGAAGGGAAAGCAAGGUUACUUUUUCUGAUGGUCAGUUAUUCUAGGUGAUAGGGUGCUCAACGUUUUUUCAGAAAUUACAAAAAAUUUCCAAAAAAAAUUUUAAAGUUUAAUAAUUUGUCAGAUUGCUUAAUUUUUGUAUUCAACUGAUCAAAACUAUUCUAUUCAAUGCUAUAUAGUACAAAAAACAAAAAAAUUUUUUUUGAAAGCUGUUAAAGCAAAACGAGUUGGCAGGGAUCGAACCCUUAUCCUUUCACCCCUAAACCCAACACCCAACCACUGAACCACCGAUUCCUUCGGUUCCCCUUGUUUUCUUUCUCGAUCCCAAUCGUUCUCAAACGCAAAAAGAAAAAAAGCACUGCACUAUUUUUAAACCGUCAUAACUUGCUUCAGGGGCUUAUUCGGCAGCUAAAUUUUUUUUGUUGAAUUCGUAUUCAAAUAGGCUUUCCAAUGAGCCUAGUCUCGAUUCAUACCUCCGGAAUGAGGUGAGACACUUCCCUUGUUAAGGCAAUGUUUAAACACUUUAUAAAAUAGAGAUAAAAAGCAACUUUAUCAAGGUAGGCCUUAUAAAACUGCUUAAGAAGACACAUAUGCUUGAUCAAAAGCGAACAAAUUUAGGCAUAGCGCAAUGAAAUGACACUUUCUUGAGGAUUGCGCGCCUUAAUUGAGAGUUUUGUGCGCGUUUCUUAUAUAAAUAGUGGCAGUUCAAGAGGUGUUUUAUCCUUUUGAGCAAUCUUAAAGUGUAGGUAGGUUAAACACAGUUUCUGCUUUAGGGGUGCUUUAGUUUUAUUUGGGAGUUUAGGCUUAUAGAGGGAUUUAUAGGGGUUUGUAAGGGUUUUUUAGAUUUACUAGGGUACAUGGGCUUAUUUUUUGGAUUUUUAAGGGGUGUUUAAGCUUACUUUAUGUUGUUUUACGUAUGUUUUUUUAAUUAAAAAGGGCUAUUAAGCUUAUUGUUGCAAAGAAAAGAGAGUUUUAGGCCCAUUUUUAUAUUUACGAAGAAACUUACCGACUAGCCCCGCUCUGAUCGAAUUCAAACUUUUUAUAUAGAAAGGUCAUGUAAAUAUAAAACCUUCAGAAAAGUAGUGAAUCCUCUAAUUUUAGAAAUAUUUUAAUGCAGUUUGUCUGAAAGUCGAAAGGAGCGCUUGAAACACAAUGCCAAAUUUGACAAGUUAGCGGGAAACUUAAAUAUUUUAAUUUUAAACUCAAAAGCGCGGGCUAAAUUUUUAUCAGUCAUAAUCCAGACGCGUACAAGUUUUUAUGUGAUGUAAAAUAGCGGUACCUUUUCAAGUAUUAAGCGCUAUCUCCGAGAGGUUUUGUGCCGAUUUGAUGUACAGAAAGCCGCGCGUUCAGGAUUAAUUGACUCAGUUUUAACAAAGAGUGAACUUAGAGUGGAUGUGCUACUUUAAUUUUAUUUAUAUGCCUUGUGCUAUAGGAUUUUAAGACUUAUUUUUAAAUUAAAAAAGAGUUUUGGGCUUAUUUUUUAGUUCACGAUAGAUUUUUAGGUCUAUUCUUCGUGUUAGAAGCGUGUUUUAGGCUUUCUUAUAAGUGAUCCUUUUAAGCUAUUGAUUUGUUAACCUUGUUGUUUUUAUAUUUACUAACCUAACCUUCAUUUCAGAAACAAAAGUACCUGCAAUACCUCGCAGAACAUUCGCUCAAAAUUGUUCUCAAUUCAGAAUACAUGGCGACCAAAAGAGACUUCAACCCACUACGUGAAGCUAACAAUGAUUCCGACGAUGAUAUUGUAUUUGAGGGCUUCUACGGAGAGUCAGAAGCCACCAAAGCCAAGAGAAGACGAACAGUAGGCCCGGACGACGAGUACUUGGAUGACAAUUAUGAAAAUGAAGCUUUGACCAGUCAAAGAAGUUCGGAAAACCAUGGUCGAAGUUAUGAUGAGGAAGAUUCAUUGAACGACCAAGGGAAUUUGGACUUAUCGACCAGUCGAGAAGAGGAAAGUUAUGAAAAUGAAAGUGAAGAUGAGUAUCAUGAUGAAGACGAUUCGGAUGAUGAUAUUGAAAUAAUUGCUGAAAUUGUGAAGAGAAAAUGUUCAGAUGAACAAAAUGAGGGUACAUUAGGAAUGACUGGAGGUAAUGAUGAGAUGCCAGACCAAGGUGAAGCCUUAGAAGGUAGAUUCGUGGGAAAAAAUGCGAACUUCGCUCGGAAAAGAGUGACAAAUCAUAGUGCAUUGGAUGAAACUGUGGAAUCUGAAGGUCAUAAUGAAGAGGAAACGAUGGAUUUCGAAGCGGAUGAUCAUGGUGAAGAUGUGGAUUCAGAAUAUGUUAAUCAAGGUGAAGGCAUGAAUUCAGAAUAUGUUAACCAAGGUGAAGAUAUGGAUCCUGAACAUCAUGUUCAACACCAUCUUUUGGAUUCCGAGUUCCAUGGUCAAGACCAUUGUUUGGAUUCAGAAGCUAAAGAAGCAGAAACUGUUAAUGAUUUAGUGAAUCCAAGUGAAAUCACGGCUUCAAACGUUAUUAAUCAGCCAACUACCUCGACUUCCCUAACAAAACCAUGCACUACAACACCAGGAGCUUCAAAUACCACAACAUCAGGUGUCUCAACAGCUCCAAAACGACCAGAACCAGCCGAUAUUGAGGAUGACGAUGAUGAUAUUCAGGUGGUCGCGGAAGUUAAAAGAAAAGUAAGUUUUUGGGGGUUGGAAAGAAAGUUUUUGCCCUUUUUUGAUUUGUAAAGAAAGUUUUUGCCAUUUUUUGUUUUGUAAAGAAAGUUCUUGAUAUUUUUUGGUCUGUAAAGAAAGUUAUUGCCGUUUUUGCUUUGGAAAGAAAGUUUUUGCUAUUUUUUGCUUUGUUAAGAAAGUUUUUGCCAUUUUUUUUGUGUAAAGAAAGUUUUUGCAAUUUUUUCCUUUACGAAUUUCUUCCUAUUUUAAAACUUGUAAAGAAAGUUAUUGCAAUUUUUUUGAUUUUUAUAAUAAAAAACUAGAUUUUUAUUAAAAAUUGAAUUUCAGCUCCUAUCGACCAAUCACAUUGUCAUAGCCAACGAAAAGCUAGAGACAAUCCACGCCUGCCCCUUCCCAUACCAAGUCAAAUUCGAGAACAUUUUCGGAUUCACCAAGGAAAAGUGCCAGAUUCAAGACAAGGACAUUCUCGAAAUGUACAAAAUCGUGGUCAAUGAAAAGAACAUUUGCUCAGUCGAAAAAGUUACGGGUCCACUCUACGCUCAAGUCGUAUAUGUUAUUGUAUACACUGGCAAAGUACCACAGAUGCCUCGAGUAUCGCAGAAGAAGAUCCUCGAAGUCAUGAAGACCUAUGAUUUAGCUGAACUGAUUGAAACAGAUGACAAAAGUUUUGCGGAUUCGUUGAGAAGUGGCAAGAAGUUGAAGAUUACGGAUCCAAGCAAAGCCAUGGUGUACUGUGAGCUUGUCAUCAAGGCUUUCUUUCAACAUUGCACUUUGUAAGUUGAAUUUUUGGUGGGUUUGGAGAGAGGUCUCUUUACAGGACUUGUUUUACGGGGUUUGUACGGUUUAAAAGAGGCUAGGUCAUUUUUUGAUGAUUUUUAAAAAAUUUUUUUUGGAAAAGUUGAACGUGUUCCCCCUGUUGUUUUUUCGAAAAUUUUUUUUUAAGAGUUUUGUUGUUAUAAGUCCGGCGGACGGGCUUAUAAAGGUUCAGUAGAGAAGCUUACAAGGGAGGUAACUUAAAUCGCCCUUUGACUUUGGGACGAAACCUAUAUAUUCUGAAAGCCCUGUAAUCACUGAUUAUGGAUCUGAAAACCGUUUUUCCGUAUGGAGCUUAGUUUUCGAGAAAAUCGACUUUAAAUUUUGACCGAAUCCCCAAAAAGAGUAAAGCGCGCCGAAAAGUCUAUCGGAGAUAACGCAUGGAAAUCAAGUGGCGGCGUGGCGUAGAGAGUAAAGCGUUCGGUUUCCGAUUCAAACCAUCUGGGUUCCGAAGCCUCUAAAACUUUUUUUUAACAAAACUUUCAAUAUGCAAAUUUUUGUAAUAUUAUUGUGAGAUGAAAUUGCAUAAUUUUGAGCAAAUAACGACAUAUAUUUUUCGUCUAUUUUCGUCGGUCACAUCUUCGUACGUUGGAUCCGCCGUCUUAUCCAUAACCUCAAUCCAGUCCUCCUCUGGUUCAUCAAGUCGAAAUUAACAUCUGCUGCGGAUGGCAACAUUGUCUUCACAAUUCGGUCAUCGUAAGCAGCAUCGUUGCUGUCGCCGUGUCCGAAUUGUACAUUGUUAGAACACAUAUGUUUGAUUACAAGAAGGGCAGGGACAGCGAAGGGCGGGCGAGGGGAUGCGGAAGGAUCCUUUCCUUUUCUCCCAAAGCCGAUCCGAAAAAAAAUUGAAAAAUGGAUGAACAGGCAGACCAAAAAAUAUUUUAGAUUUUUUUAUUCCUCUCCUUCCUCCUUAUUCUUCCUCUUCCGAUAAAUUUUGUAGCGGUGUAAUGAUUUUUUAAAAUUGUUUUAUUUUAAUUGAUUUUUGAUAUUUUCAGCCGAAGAGGUCAUAAACUAGAAAUUGAUCAAUUUGUUUCAAAUCUAUUGGAUAAGUACCCAAAUUUGGACAAGGUAAGGAUUUUUCAAAAUAAAAAAAAAUUUUAAUUUUAUUUUUUAGGAUUUUUAUUGUUUUCAUUUUCAGAAUUUUUUUAAAAUUAAUAUUUUUUAGCAAAGCCUCUUGUACGACGCUGCAAACAAAAAAGACUUGAUCAAGUUCAAUAUUGAGCUAUGGGAACUGACAACUUUCAAUGAUCAAUUGGAUGAGGUUGUCCAUCAAUACAACGGAUUCCUCAAAACAUCACCGUUCUCAGCGGAAACUGCCAAAAUGACAUUGACUACCACAAAGGUGUACGAAGAGAAGCGAGAGCCAUUGAUCGAUUACAUUUGUCAAGUGCAAGAUGCAUCGGAUGAGAAUGGUUUGGGCUAUGAAGUCAUUGAUGAUGAUUGUGAAGGAGCUGUGGAUUCUGGAGAGGCUAUGAAUUCUGGAGAUGCUACGGUGAAUGAAGAGGCUACCGGAGUUCAAGAUGGUACAGAACUUGGAGUUACUGAAGGUUCUGAAGCUGUAACUACUUCUGAAGUCGCUACGGUAAAUGAAGAAUCUGAAAACGCAAUGGAUUCAGAAGCUGUUGAACCAAAAGUUACUGCUAAGGAUUCUGAUGGCACUUCAACUUCUGAAUCAGCUACAGCGAAGGAAAAUGAUGAUUUUGAAGAUGUUACCGCAGAACCAAUGGAAGUAGAAGAUUCUGAAGCUAAUACGAUGCCUGUAGAACAAGAAUCAGAUGCUACGCGGUGUGAAUCAGAGCCUGCUACAACUACAGGGUGUGAAUUAGAACCUACUUCAACUACACGUUGUGGAUCAGAGCCUGCUGCAACGGUAAGCUGUGAUUCUGGAGAUAAAUCAACGGCACGAUGCGAAUCAGAAGUCCCAUUGACUUCACGAUGCAACUCAGAAGCUCCAUCGACUUCAAGAUUCCAAGUCGAAGUUCCAUUGGCUUCACGAUGCAACUCAGAAGCUCCAUCGACCUCAAGAUCCGAAGCCGAAGCUCUAUUGACCUCACGAUGCAACUCAGAAGUUCCAUCGACUUCAAGAGUCUUACAAAACCGAAUGAGAAAAGCCUUCAGGCAUGGUCGAUACUCAAAGAGCAUAGAUGCCUGCCUCGAUUUGAACGAUCAUUUUCUUGAGAAACUGAAGCCAAAGUCUUCACGAGCUUCUGACGACGAAGAAGAUGAAGAUCAAGAAGAGCUAGAAGAGGAAGAUCAAGAGGAACUAGAUGGGGGUGAAGAUCAAGAAGUUCCAAUUGUCCAAGAACCCGGUUCUACAUCAAACCCACCAUCUACAAAGCAGCAAAGUCCGAAAGAAAUCAUCUAUGUUGAUCUGGGGUCUGAUGAUGAAGAUGAUGUAGAAGGUGCUGAAGGAGAUGCCCAAGCUUCUGGUGGUGUAGAAGCUGAUUUACAAGCUUCUGAAGACAUUGAAUUGGAUGAACAAGCUUCUGGUGGUGUAGAAGCUGAUUUACAAUCUUCUGAAGGCAUUGAACUUGAUGGCCAAGCUUCUGAAAGUGUUGAACCUGAAGUACAGCAUUCUGAAGGUCAUGACCUUAAUGAUGUGGUAAUUUCUGAAGCUGUAAAUCAACAAAAUCAGCCAUCAGGAGUCUUUGACGAUAUGAAAACGAAUCCAGAAGCUGUAGCUCAUGAAACCCCAGCUGCUGAACAGAAUUACGAAGAGCUUUUGGAUUCUCCGGAUGAAACCAUGGAAAACACUAACAAUAUUACGAUUUACGAUGAAGAAGCCCUUCUGAAUUCGGAUGACGAUGAUCUAAUCCUGAUUGACGAGUAUAACGGUGAAGAUGAUUUGGAAGGAGGAAAUCAGAGCUUGGAAGCUAUACUAGUGGUUGAUCAGGCUAGACAAGAGGCUACAGAAGUCACGGUACAAGGGAAUGCUGAAGUUACGGUGGGAAAGGCUGCUGAAGUUACGAUGGAAGGUACGGUUGAGUCAAUGGUAGUCGGUGGUACGAUGGAUUCAAAGAAAGCUUCAGAAGGCGAUAAAGACUUGGAUGAACAUUGUGAAGACGCUGAAAAGCCUGUAGACGAACCUGAAGGUCAUGAUAAUGAGCUUCAUAAGCCAGAAGAAGAUCGUGAACAAGCUGAAAAGCUUGUAGAAGGAUCUGAAGGUCAUGAUACUGAUAUUCAGAAGCCAGACGAUGGUUCAGAAGAUACAGCAGGCCAAGAACUCUUGAUGGAAGUGGAUACAGUAGGCCAGAGCUCAAACGACAGCGUUGCCUCGCUACAGAUUGACGAAAACGCCCUGUAA